AAACAGUGAAACUAGUAAGAUGACUAGGGUGAGGGAGGGACAGAGAGAGAGGGAAUUCCUUUUCUCCAGAGAUUCUGCCUGACCCGCUGAGUUACAAUGCAAGGAAUGCAAGGGUUACUUGAAACUCAAGGUCAAUAUUCAAACCGCUGGGUUGUAAGCUGCCCAAGCGAAAUAUGAGGUGUUGUUCCUCCAAUUCACGGAUAGCUUACAACCUGAACAUCUCGACUCGAAACGUCACCUAUUCCUUUUCUCCAAAGAUGCAGCCUGACCCAUUAAUUUACUCCAGCAUUUAGUGUCUACCUCCUCUGGCAGCUCAUUCCACAUACCCACCUAUGUGACAAGGUUACCCCUCAGGUUCCUAUUAAUUCUUUCCGCUCUCACCCUUAAAUGAUUAACCAUGACGCCUAUUAUACUGCUCUAUGGCAAAGCAAUGUACAAACGUAAUGACGAGCUGAUCAAUAUAUAUCAUGACGUGGAAUGGGGUGCAGGAUGUAGUAGAUCAUUGAGAUACAAUUAAAGUUUGCAGUUACCAUGGUGGUGGUGGAAUUUCAAUUCCUUUAAUAAAAUAAAUAUAAUUAUGAUUAUAAAUGCUAUUGCUAGUGCAGCACAGUUGCACAGCUGCUAGAGCUGCUGCCUCAACCACAGAGACCCUGGAUCGAUCCUGAUCUUCGGUGUUAUCUGGUGCAUUGGUGGCAGCUUCCACAGAAAAUUGCACUUCAUAUAUUGCCCUGGAUGAUGGCGAGAGUGGCAGAAGAGUGAAGCACGGCACUGUUUAGUUUGGUUUAGUUCAGACAUACAACGCAGAAACAAGCCCUUCGAGUCCACACCGAGUCCACACCGACCAGCGAUCCCCGCACAUUAACAUUAUCCCCUGCACAUUAACACACUAGGGGCAAUUUUCACUAACACCAAGAUCUCGGAGAAAACCCACGCGGUCACAGGGAGACGGUACAGACAGCACCCGCAGUCGGGAUCAAACCCGGGUCCCCGGCGCUUGAAGUGCUGUAAGCCAGCAACUCUACCGUUGCGCCACUGUGACCGCCCUUUCUUUGUUGUUCACAUUGAUAAAUUUCAAUGCCAUUGCUCGAGUCCUCCAGACUGGUCCUAAUCUGAACAUGAUGCAAACUACAAGGGAAUGCGAGCAGGAAUUGCUGACAUUUCUGGCCCUGCCACAGAUCUGGAUUCUGUGAAUCACUCUACGGGGAACCGCAUGCUUUCUGAUUGAAAUAACAGCAAUACAUCAUUGUCCCUGGUAACUUCCUGCUAGCAACGUCGGGAGGGAAUGGAGGGUAGGAAACAAAAACAAAAGAAGAAAGAUUGUGAAGGAGAAUGAAAGAAAGAGAGAGCGUGGAAAAGGAAAAAAAAAAUAGAGAAAUAGUCCUCCCACACUCCAAUGACGUGCGGAUUUGAUGGAAGAGACGCAUCUACUGAAAGAAAGACUGCAAGCCAUCACCGAAAAAAGGAAAAUCCAAGAGAAGAUCACGGGACAACGGUUUGAAGUGGAAGAGGAGAAGCUGAAGCUAAAGCACUUAAAGUCAAAAGCUUUGAGAGAAAGAUGGCUUCUGGAAGGAGUGGCCAACUUAACUCCUCAAGAACAAGAGGCGAUAAGAACACAGCACCAGGAAGACCAGCUUCAAUCCAAGCAAAUGGAACAAACAAUUCUCAGGCUUGAAGGGGAAAUCAAAUCUCUUGAAAACCAAGAAACCCAGAUUUCAUAUAAUGAACAACUGUUACUGAAAAAACUGAAAGCAACAGAAAGAUCCACAGCAGAUAUAAUUAAGGCAGCUCACGCUGAGAGUGAUCAAGAUCGGAUGAAGUUUGUAAAUUCAGAAAUUUUAAACCCUGCCAACCAAUAUCAGUCUCAAAAACCACAGAGAACAAUAAAUCCAGAUGAUGAAAGACAAGACCCUGAGCAAUCUAAAGCAGCUUUGUUUGCAGUAGAAAUCAAUGUCCAAAGGGAUAUGAAGACAGGAGAAAGCACUGUUCUAUCGACUGUACCAGUGACGGUCGAUGAAAUGAGAAACAGCGGUGUGAAAGUCUACGAGGAUGGGACCAAAUCAGUGUAUGCUUUGUGUAGUGGCGAUGGACUGGUUCAGAAUGGCAUCAAUGCCAUGACUCAUGAGGAGGUGGAAGCAUUGUUACAAAAGGCUGGAGAGAAACAAGAUAGUGUUCCUGCGGCAUGCCAUUCCCCGGUUUACUCGAGUCCGUACAGCAGUCCCCACUACCCCAACAUGAUCAUCAAUGAGCGGGUGGAACCCGAGGCAAGGAUUCAGGAGAACACGAUUGAAGGUGGAAGAAUUGAGAUGCAUAACCCAGUGAAGGCACAAAUCUAUAGAAGCAAUGAUACCGAUGUGACCCAGGAAAAGAUUUUGCCCUGUUAUGCGCAGGCAAUGUUAACUCCUGCCCCUUCCUUAUCCAGCCCGAUGCCCAAUUUCUGGUCUCCUCGUUCCACCCAAACCCUGAGUCGACAAAGUUGUGAGUCGCCAUUGAAUGAAAAUCAAGUGAAUUCAAUGCAUCUUCCAUACCACCAGCCGAGGGACAAUCACCGCCAGGCUGUGUUUAUGAACUCAGAACUCAAUCAUAACGGCAGGCACUCUUCUGCCUCUGAAGAAACAGACAUCGGGUACAAUAUUUGCCAUUCCUUGCCUUCUACCGUUAACACUGAGGAACCCGUUACUAUGGUCUUCAUGGGCUACCACAAUGUCGAUGAUGAAAAUGAAACCAGCAAAGUCCUGGGCUUUGAAGGAGCCAUUCGAGCAGAACUGGUAAUGAUCAGCGAUGAUGAGGAGGAGGUGGCUCCAAUUCAAGCAAAUAGUCACACUGAUCCUGUAUUUCACCCAGCUACUCUUUCAACUGAGAAUGAGACCCAUAAAACCUCAUAUGCUGCCAUAACGCUAACUGCGGGAAAUAACUCUCUCCCAAGGAAAUCUGUUUUGAUCUCAGGUCAAGAUAAAAAUAAUUCUCCCUUCAGAAAUCAUUCUGAUGGCCAUUUGGAUAAAGAUGGAAUCCACAGUGAUGCCACGGUGUCAGCCUUAGGAACAAAAAUGGCCAUCCUAGGUAAAACAGUGAUGAUGUGAAGUGGAGCCUUUCAUCUGAAGCUUGGUCAAUACUUCAACCAGGAACUGUGGGAGGUAUUGUAGCUUCUUAAUUACAGGACAGCCAAGUGAAAACUACCAUCCAACAGAGUUGUUGUGCUUCAACUGCUCAUCUGCCACGUCUAUAUAUUACAAUUGUGACAUCCACUGCAUUUGUUUUACUCAUCAUUUACCCAAAUAUAACAAUGUUAUCAGAAUAUUUGUGUUUUAUGUUUGAACAGAAAAGCAAUAGUUGGUUCAAUUAGCCGUUGUAAAACUGCAUUGAUUUUUGUUAGUCUUUGAAAUUACUAUUCACUUGUGUUCUAUGUAAUCUUAAGUAAUAAAAUACUCCCGGCAACACUAUCUGUUC
Leucoraja erinaceus (little skate) is the source of this 3444-nucleotide messenger RNA. It is a transcript of the gene palmdb, whose product is annotated as palmdelphin b. Lineage: Eukaryota; Metazoa; Chordata; Chondrichthyes; Rajiformes; Rajidae. Gene Ontology annotation, cellular component: cytoplasm; membrane. Gene Ontology annotation, biological process: regulation of cell shape. The coding region runs from base 1410 to 3077 and encodes 555 amino acids. The record is from RefSeq and is a predicted model, not a curated record. The transcript is spliced from 9 exons.